UUUCUUCUACUCGUACUCGGAUCGGUCGUGAAUGUUAUUGUUGCUCGUCGCGGGUGUAAAAUUGAAAAGCGACACUAUCUAGUGCGUCAUAAUUUUAUCCUGUUUCACGUCGGGCAGUAUCAUCGAGGAUACUUAUGGUUGUACGUUUAAUCGAUCCGCUGUAUAAUAUCACCGCGGUUUGCGCUAUUUAUGAUUUUAAAAGUUUCAGCUCGUGUUCGGUGUCUACGUCGGUUAUGGACUCAUCGGUCGGAUCUUCCAAUGUCGGAAUGUCCAAGCUUUCGUCGGUCACCGGGUUUGAAUCGACCUUUGGUACGUUGCCAAUGAAGGAUAUCGAAAAUGCUAUUGGAUCUGAAUGGAUAAUAUUGAUGUUCUCGCUGUGGCGUAUAUUCCUGACGGGUCUGUCGGAGCACAUCAGCGUAAUAUCUGCCCCAUUACUUGUGGGUCGUAUGUUGAAUGCCUGCCAAAAAUCGUAUCCGCAUAUAAGGUCUUUGGAGAUCUCUGGAAUUACGACUGUUGGUAUAACUUUGGUCAGGUUAUUGAAUGUGACAGGUCCCAACGUUUAAUUAAAUCGAUGGAGCUUAUGACCGAAAUACUAGCCCCCGAGUCCAGAAGACCGUUAACCUCGGUUCCAAAGAUUUCUACUUUGAUAUGCGGGCAA
Molecule: messenger RNA, 658 nt
Organism: Armigeres subalbatus
Lineage: Eukaryota; Metazoa; Arthropoda; Insecta; Diptera; Culicidae
Exons: 3
Coding region: 135-563 (142 amino acids)
Source: RefSeq, a predicted model, not a curated record